This is a messenger RNA of Lottia gigantea (owl limpet), 303 nucleotides long. RefSeq lists its product as hypothetical. The transcript has a single exon. The annotation marks the transcript as partial. NCBI's taxonomy places the organism in Eukaryota, Metazoa, Mollusca, Gastropoda, Lottiidae. The record is from RefSeq and is a predicted model, not a curated record. Gene Ontology annotation, molecular function: DNA-binding transcription factor activity, RNA polymerase II-specific; RNA polymerase II cis-regulatory region sequence-specific DNA binding. Gene Ontology annotation, biological process: cell differentiation; anatomical structure morphogenesis; regulation of transcription by RNA polymerase II.
GAACCAAAGCCAAGUCAAAGUUAUAUUGGACUUAUUUCCAUGGCUAUUCUCGGCUCCAAAGAUAAGAAAUUAAUACUUAGUGACAUUUACCAAUGGAUACUAGAUAAUUAUGCCUACUUUAGAACUCGUGGACCAGGUUGGAGGAACAGUAUUCGUCAUAAUUUAUCCUUAAAUGACUGUUUUAUUAAAUCAGGGAGAAGUGCUAAUGGUAAAGGACAUUAUUGGGCAAUUCAUCCAGCUAAUUUGGAUGACUUCUCCCGGGGUGAUUUCCGGAGACGACGAGCUCAGAGAAAAGUGAGAAAA